This is a messenger RNA of Parnassius apollo (apollo), 2832 nucleotides long. The record is from the annotation of a GenBank genome assembly. NCBI's taxonomy places the organism in Eukaryota, Metazoa, Arthropoda, Insecta, Lepidoptera, Papilionidae.
AUGGUGUUUGAAUUUAACCGCGUUUGUUUUGGUUUAAAGUCGAGCCCAUUUCAUGCGUUACGCACGGUGAAACAGCUCGCCCACGAUGAAGGUCCCUCUUACCCUAAAGCUAAGAGGGCAAUUGAGAGCGGUUUAUAUAUGGAUGAUUUUGUAUACUCGGUCGAUAGCGUGGAGGAGGCCACCCUAACCACCGCCGAGGUUAUAAAGCUCAUGAAAUCGGGUCAAUUCGAUCUUGUGAAGUGGACUAGUAAUUCGCGUCCGGUUUUAGAUACAAUCCCACUAUCACACCGUCUUUCGGCGAUAAAGGAAUUCGACGAUUCUGAUACACACAAGGUGCUCGGUCUGUGUUGGUCACCAGAGUCCGACGUGUUUAGCCUUAAGACGCCAGCGAGAAGGCUUACGGGGGCGUUGUAUAUUUCCACGUUCAGAAUAAUGGUAGAAAUUCGAUUAGCCUCAUUAGUUCUAAGUCGAGAGUCUCACCCCCGUAAGGUUGUCUCUCUGGCGCGCUUAGAGCUUUGCGCAAUAUUAGUACUCAACAAGCUUAUUACCGCAGUUAUCAGCGCAUGUAGGGAUAGAGUUCACAUAGAAAGGAUAUUUGCCUUUUCCGACUCCACCGUCGCCUUAUGCUGGGUUCAUUCUUCACCCCACCGUUGGGAUACGUUUGUCGCGAACCGAGUGGCCAAGAUCCAAGACGAGUUAGAAACGCGGAACUUUUAUCACGUGUCCGGUACGGAAAACCCUGCCGAUUGUCUAUCCCGUGGACUCACCCCGAUGCAAAUAAUGGACCACCCGCUUUGGUUCCAUGGACCUUCUUGGGUUCACUUGGAUCCCUCGCAAUGGCCAAUAACCGAUUUCGAACCUUCGUCAGUGUCACAACCGCCGGAAGAGAAGAGACACGCUCUAGUGGCGAACGUUUCGAGCGAGGUUUCUCCAAUCAUUGCUUUGGCGAACCGCUUGUCCUCUUGGUCGAAAUUAUUGCGUAGCGUAAUUUACGUUUGUCGAUUCGCGAAGCUUUUACCGCGACGUUCGUAUGUCUUAGCGUCCGAUUACAACUAUGCCGAGUCGCUAGUAUUACGUGAACUUCAACGUGCGCACUUCUCUGAAGAAAUUACAAGAUUACAAUCGAAUAGAGCUUGUAGUCGCGCCUUUCAACGCCUUAAGCCAUUUUUACAGGAUGGGAUUGUAAGGGUAGGUGGACGCUUGUCCAACUCGCAAUUGAGUUUCGACCAACGGCACCCUAUAGUUUUACCGCGUAAAGAUCAUAUCUUGAACUUAUUAGUCGAUUACCAUCAUAAAUUGAACUCGCACGCUGGCCCUGACUUGCUGAUGUCGAUCUUGCGUCAGAAUUAUUGGAUUCUUUCUGCACGUAGUUUAAUACGCAAUCGGGUGCACAGAUUUAUAGCUUGCUUUCGGGCACGCCCCAAGUCGUCAUUUCCGGAAAUGGCGGAACUUAGAUCUUGUAGAGUAAUACAAUCAGUAAAGCCCUUUACGCACACCGGGUCUGAUUUCGCUGGUCCGUUUAAGGUCACGCUCACUCGCGGGCGUGGUAUAAGAUCCACAAAGGCUUACGUCUGCAUUUUCGUAUGUCUAACUACUCGAGCGGUGCAUAUAGAACUCGUUGGUGAUCAAAGCACAGCAGGCUUUAUGGGUGCAUUUAAAAGAUUUCUAUCCCGCCGUGGCCCUGUAAGUAAAUUAUAUUCGGAUAACGGUACGAACUACGUCGGUGCAAAACUUAUUCUAUCGGAACUCCAUGAGCUCUUAGCUAGCAAGUAUUAUAAUUCGGAGUUCGCUCACAUUCUAGCCGAGAACCGCAUUGAGUGGUCUCUGAACGUCCCAACCGCGAGUCAUUUUGGAGGCAAUUGGGAGACUAAUAUUAAGAGUCUAAAGAGUCACUUAUACCGAGUAAUAGGAGAUCAAAUUUUGUCCUUCGAAGAGCUAAGUAUGGUGCUCGCUCAAAUUGAAUGCGUAAUGAAUAGCCGCCCACUUUGUCGUACGUUGUCUAGUGACCCCUCGGAACCGCUGGCUCUAACUCCAGCACAUUUUUUGAAUUUAACGCCUCUAAGGUAUCUGCCCGCCGCAGAUAUGGAUGAGAACAGACUUAGCAUUUCCGCACGCUACAAAUUAUUAGACCGGUUAGUGCAAUCGUUUUGGAAACGAUGGAGGAUGGAAUACUUGCAUACUUUGCAGUCUCGGCAAAAAUGGAACGCAGCGACUGAGCCUUUAGCUGUAGGAACUGUAGUUGUGCUCACCAAAGAGAAUACGCCGCCUCUCCACUGGCCGUUAGGAAUUGUCGAAGAGGUCUUUCCCGGUUCCGACGGAGUAAUUAGGAUAGCUCGCGUUAAGACCACGGUUGGGUCUUACCUGCGUCCUGUUGUCCGGGGUGUACUUCAUAUUUUUCCUAACAAAUUCCCUAAAAAAUUCCCUGAGCAGUUUAAAGCUUGGGCUCAGAUUGUUAGUGGUAAAGAUGAAUGUGAUUUUGAUUACAAAAAAAUGAAAAUUUGUGAUCAACACUUCACUGAAAGGGAUCGGAAUCGUAACAACCGCCUGAAUGCACUAGCAGUCCCGUCACUUCUUCUGCAUGGCAGUCAUGCUGAUGUGCCAAUACAAAAUGAACAAAGUGCCUCAACAAACAUAAUGUCAGAAAAAUCUCUAGGUCAACCAGAAGUAUCUGACGAUAAUCAGUCCAUGUCAGACAAUGUUGCUGAUGUCCAGACACAAAUUAAAGCAGGUUUCCCGAUAACCACAAUGUGUGAACAAUCUGCUGGUCAAACUGACAAUUAUCAGUGUACUUUAGAUCUAUCUCCUGAAGUAUCUUCCCCUGGUGGAGCAUAA